AAAAGAAACUAAAAAUCCGAAUAUAAUCUACAUUUAUUGACAUGUUGCGUUAGCUCUUUCAGUGUAAACCUACUCUCGAGAAAAAACAGAGAGCUUCAAGGAGACAUCAUAUCAUCAAUGGAGUUUGACCUCGAAAACCCAUUGCCGAUUUGCCAUCAUGCCCUUCCCUCCGACACCACCGUUUACCUAUUCAACGUCGAAUCUGAUCACAUGCCUGCAACGACGUAUCAUCACACCCUCGUUUCCGCCGCCGCAGAUUUUCACUUCUCCGUUCGCCGCGAAACCAUCUCUCUCAUUCUUCAACUCUCCCGUCGCUACGACGCCGUCACAUGCUAUCUCGCUGUAAACUACGUCGACCGCUUCCUCUCCUUCCAUCCCUUACCGGAAGGGAGGCCAUGGAUCCUGAAGCUUGUUGCAGCUUCUUGUGUCAUUUUGGCUUUGAAGAUGAGAAAAGCAGAGUUUUCAGUUUCUGAUAUUCAGCAAGACAGCGGUGUGAUAUUUGAUUUAGAAACAAUCGAGAGAAUGGAGAUGUUGAUUCUGGGAACAUUAAAAUGGCGAAUGCGGUCGGUGACUCCAUUCUGUUUCCUUAAUUUCUUCAUCUCAUUCUUCAAAUUCAAAGAGCCACCAUUGCGCCAAGCUCUCAAGGCCAGGGCGACAGAGAUCAUCUUCAAAUCACAAACUGAAAUCAAUUUACUCAAGUUCAGGCCAUCUAUAAUCUCUGCAUCAGCUCUUCUCUCCGCCUGCGAUGAACUCUUCCCCCUACAGUUUCAUUGCUACAGAAAUGCAAUCUUAAACAGCCCAUAUGUAAAUACUGAAAAUUUGGUAAGCUGUUACGGGGUGAUGCAAGAGAUUGCAAGGAAGGGGUACGAGUCAGUGAUGGAGAGCAAUAUGGUAUCGAGCUCGUCGACGCCGGUGAACGUUCUUGAUUUGCAAUGCUGGAGUUGGGAAAACGACGGGAGCGACACGACGGCGGCAGGAGGUGCAGAAAACAGUGGCUGCAGUGGCGGGGAGGUGGUGGCCACCGGGCGCGAAAGGGACUUGAAACGGCGAAAAUUUGAUCGGUUCAGCCUGCAGGGCAGAUGCAACAAAAAUGGUAGCAGCAGCAGCAGCUAAGAUGAGGUGCGUGAUGCAUAGAGACAGACCCCACAGCGCCUUAGGAGUCUGGCCCAUUCGAGAGCGACCCUAGACUGGAAUUUCAUCGAACACCUUAAAAGCAUUCCAAAAUAAUUCAAAGAAACAAAAAGAAAAAAAAAAAAAAAGUUGGAGAUGGAGAUGGAGCUUUAAUCUUAGCGACUGAAUUGAAUCUCAUAGGCCAAAGGGCAGAGACCAUUAAAGCCUUUCGGUGUUUUUUGGCUUUGGAUGUUUGGAGGCCUGUUUGGUUGGUGACUUUACUAUUUAUCACUCUGGAAAAGAGCAGAAAGUUGAGGAAAAAAUAUUAUUUAAGAAAUGCAAAGAAGGUGGUGGGGGGUAGGGGGGGGUGGGGGGGUUAGGGGGGAGAAUAAAUAGAUUUGUUGUUUUCUUUUUGUUUUCUUGGAAGGAGAAAAAGUGGGCAAAGACAAAAUGGCACUUUGGCUCUAGGGUUGAUCUUGUAUGCCAUUUCUAAGAAUUAAGGUUUUGGCAUGUAGGGUACUUAUGUUUCCUAACUAUGUGAAUUAUAGGAAAUAAUUUUUAAUUCCAUUUUCUUGUUUGCCCAUGAAAAAAAGUAGUGUCAUUCUACUUUUUAUGUUCUUCUUUACCUAGUAAAUUAAUGAGCUAAUUCUAUUUUUAUCCUAAA
This is a messenger RNA of Ipomoea nil (Japanese morning glory), 1774 nucleotides long. Its product is annotated as putative cyclin-D6-1. Bases 118 to 1113 code for a protein of 331 amino acids. Gene Ontology annotation, molecular function: cyclin-dependent protein serine/threonine kinase regulator activity. The record is from RefSeq and is a predicted model, not a curated record. The transcript is spliced from 5 exons. NCBI's taxonomy places the organism in Eukaryota, Viridiplantae, Streptophyta, Magnoliopsida, Solanales, Convolvulaceae. Gene Ontology annotation, cellular component: nucleus; cyclin-dependent protein kinase holoenzyme complex; cytoplasm. Gene Ontology annotation, biological process: regulation of cyclin-dependent protein serine/threonine kinase activity; mitotic cell cycle phase transition.